This is a messenger RNA of Periophthalmus magnuspinnatus, 5261 nucleotides long. RefSeq names its product nucleoporin 188 (gene nup188). NCBI's taxonomy places the organism in Eukaryota, Metazoa, Chordata, Actinopteri, Gobiiformes, Gobiidae. The transcript is spliced from 44 exons. Gene Ontology annotation, cellular component: nuclear pore inner ring. Gene Ontology annotation, biological process: protein import into nucleus; RNA export from nucleus. Gene Ontology annotation, molecular function: structural constituent of nuclear pore. The record is from RefSeq and is a predicted model, not a curated record. The coding region runs from base 28 to 5250 and encodes 1740 amino acids.
ACAGCCAAUCAGAAGUCGGGGGAGAAAAUGGCGGAUUCAGGGGUGGUCGUCAGGAGCUGCAGGGAAUUAUGGACUAUACUGUUGGGGAGAUCUGCUUUACGUGAGCCGGCACAAAUAGAAGAGGAGCUUGAUAAACACUGGGACAGAUUACACCAAGGUCUCAGUUACUACAAGCCACCCAGCUCUGCAUCUGCUCAGAAGCUAAAAGAAAACAAAGAUGUUGCUCAAGCAUUGAAGGAUUUUGGUCUCAGGAUCAGCAAGCUCUUGGGUCUUGAUGAGCAACAAAGUGUCCAACUUUUGCAGUGCUACUUGCAAGAGGACUAUAGAGGAACACGAGAUUCACUAAAGGUUGUACUGAAAGAUGAGAGGCAAAGUCAGGCUCUUCUUCUAAAGAUAACCGACUAUUACUAUGAGGAGCGUGUGUGUCUGCUUAGAUGCAUCCUCCUCUUACUGACGUACUUUCAGGAUGAGCGACAUCCCUAUAGAGUGGAGUACUGCAACUGUGUAACUAAACUUGAAAAAGACCUAGUGAACAACUAUCAAACACAGUUUAGAGAACUUUUUAAUGCUGAAGCCCCAACAUGGGAAACCCAUGGACCUCUUAUGACGGAGCGUCAGGUUUCACGAUGGUUCUUCCAAUGCUUGAGAGAGCAGUCUUUGCUUCUAGAGAUCAUUUUUCUUUAUUAUGCCUAUUUUGAGAUGACCCCAUCAGAUCUCUUGAGUUUCACAAGAAUGUUUAAGGAACAAGGCUUUGGUUUGCGCCAGACCAACCGGCAUCUGGUUGACAAAAGUAUGGAUGCUCUGGUGGAACGUAUUGGCUACCUAAGCUCUCUUAUUUUGGUUGAGGGAAUGGACAUAGACUUUCUUCACAAGUGUGCUCUGGAGGAUCGUACUGAACAGCAUCAGUUUUCAAGUGCUGUUGAUGUAGUUAAGGUGAUGGACCAGCUAUUAGUUACAUUUGGAGACAUUAACCAUCAUGGUCCUGUCCUGCUGGCAUGGGUCCUAUUGAGGCACACACUGAGGCCUGAGGAGACCAGUCCUGUAGUCAGAAGAAUUGGCAACACUGCUCUGCAGCUGGGAGUUUUUGAAUACCUCUCUACUAUGCUCAAAAGUCUUGGCGCUUCAGGAAACAAUUGCACAGCAAGCACAGCAAAAAUGUGCAUCUAUGGCCUCCUGUCUUUUGUUUUCACUUCAUUUGAAGAGGAUAGUCUACAGACAGAGAGAGGUACAACUGGUUCUCAUCUGAUUGAUGCUGCCUGUGAAGUCCUCUCUGCUCCCAGUCUGGCGGAGAUCUUCUGGGAAAUGAAGCCCAACAUGGGAUUAGGGAUGAUUUUGGACAGUGCAGUUGGGAUGUUUCCUCAUAAAAUCGCCCCUUUGUUGCAACUGCUAACUGCUCUUUUAUCAAACAAGACUACAGUCAAAAAGGUUUACAACUUUUUAGAUAAGAUGUCAUUCUACACAGAAAUUCACAAGCAAAAACCCACUGACAUAAUCUCCAAGGAUGAUGAAACACUGUGGAGAAGGAGGACACCAAAACUCCUCUAUCCUCUUGGUUCAGGGCAGACAAACCUGUGGCUGCCUCAGGGUGUGCUCGGCCAGGUCCUGAUGAGGCCUGAGCAGGACUAUGUGGUGCGCUGGGAUUAUUCCUACAGCGCCUGGACUCUGUUCACGUGUGAAGUGGAGAUGCUGCUCCAUGUUGUUUCCACUGCAGAUGUUCUUUCGCAUUGUACUCGUGUGAAGCCGAUCCUGGACCUGGUCCACAAGAUCAUUAGCACAGACUGGUCUGUGUCAGAUUGUCUUCUGCCACUCACUUCCCGCAUCUAUAUGCUUUUACAGAGAUUGACAUCAGUCAUUAGUCCCCCAGUAGAUGUAAUUGCAUCGUGUGUCAACUGCCUGUCUGUUUUGGCUGCAAGGUUGCCUGGAAAGGUGUGGUCAAGUUUGCAGCACACAGGUUUUUUACCAUUUGCAUCUAAUGCACUGACCUCUAUGGCUCAGUGCAUAAGUGCUGAGGGCAUGAAAGCGGGCAACUAUGGCAAUCUGUUGGUUCAGAUUGAGCAGCCAAGAGGGGAAUACCCUGUGACCAUUGCUUUUCUACGGCUUAUUACAACUCUGGUUAAGGGUCAGCUUGGAAGCACACAGAACAAUGGUCUGAUACCUUGCGUGCUCUUGGUGUUAAAGGAAAUGCUCCCCACUUACCACAAGUGGAGGUAUAACACCUAUGGAGUACGUGAGAGAAUUGGCUGUCUGAUAUUGGAACUUAUCCAUGCCAUUCUCAAUCUGAGCCCUGAAGGAGAGAGUCCGGGGAGCACUCCUACUUUGCAGACCUUAUGCAUCUACAGUUUGGCGAACACUGAGGCUGGUCAAGCCAUCGUGAAUAUAAUGGGGGUUGGUGUGGAUACUAUAGAUGUGGUACUGGCUGCACAGCCAAGCAGUGGUGGGUCUGAGGGUCCAGGUCAAAUCCUUAUUCAAACUGUGAAACUGGCUUUCUCCGUCACAAACAAUGUAAUUCGCCUGAAGCCUCCCUCAGAUGUGGCCUCACCCCUCGAGCAAGCUCUGACACAACAUGGUGGGCACGGCCACAACCUUGUAGUUGUCCUGGCAAAAUACAUUUACCAUAAACAUGACCCAGCACUGCCUCGACUUGCCAUACAACUUCUCAAACGUCUUGCCACUGUGGCUCCCAUGUCAGUUUACGCCUGCCUUGGUAGCGACGCCACAGCUAUUCGGGAUGCUUUCCUCACACGACUGCAAAGCAAGACGGAGGACAUGAGGAUCAAAGUCAUGAUUUUGGAGUUUCUUACAGUUGCUGUGGAAACACAACCAGGCCUGAUUGAACUCUUUCUUAACUUAGAAGUCAAAGAAAGUAGUGAAGGUUCAAAGGAGUUUCUUCUGGGAGAAUGGAGCUGUCUUCAUGUGGUUUUGGACCUGAUUGACUCAAAACAACAGGGUAAAUACUGGUGUCCACCGCUGCUCCACAGAGCUGCUUUGGCCUUUCUUCUUGCUCUCUGGCAAGAUCGUAGAGAUAGUGCCAUUUCUGUACUCAGAACCAAGGAAAGGUUUUGGGAAAAUUUGUCCACACCGUUGUUUGGGAGCCUUCCUCCUCCUUCAGACACAGCAGAGCCUUGUGUACUUGAAACCUGUGCUUUUGUCAUGAAAAUACUUGGCCUUGAAAUCUACUAUGUUGUGAGUGGCUCUUUGGAAAAGACUCUUAAGGAUAGUCUCCAGAAGUUCUCCAACAGUCGGCGCUACGAGUAUUGGUCUCAUUAUGUCAAAUCUCUGGUGUGCCAUGUCGCGGAGAUGGAGGAGGAGGGUGUCUGCUAUUUUGCUGAGACACAGAUGUUGAUUGCAGCCUGGAGAAUGCUGCUUAUUCUUGCCACCACUCACUCUGAAGUGAUGCAUUUAACUGAGGAUUCAACCAAGCUUAAGCUGUUUAUGGAUGUUUUAGAUGGAGCUAAAGCUGCACUCACAACACACACAUCUGUGCCUUGUCUACGUCUUGGCUCCAUGAUGACCACUCUGCUACUCAUUCUCCUCAAGCAGUGGAAAAGUGUGGUAGCUGCUGCACCUGAUGUCCUCUGCCCCCUCUCACUCAUUCUGGAAAGUGUCUUGCAAGCUGACCAGCAGAUGAUGGAGAGGACCAAAGCCAAAAUCUUCUCUGCUCUGAUAUCUGUGCUACAAAUUCAAGGCCUCAAUGGAGGAGAGAUUUCGCUGCUGCCUCAACUUUUACUGUCUGUCUGUGAAACCGUAAAAGAUGAAUCCUUGGCUCUCAUUGACAACACUCGUUUACUGCGCCAAGCGGGAGAGAGCUUGGAUGAUGAAGACAGUAUGGAAACAGACUCUCCUCGUGGCCAGCAGAAGGAUCGGAGAGACGGGGUCUGUGUUCUCGCUCUGCAUUUAGCAAAAGAACUGUGCCACAGCGAUGAAGAUGGGGAACAGUGGGUUUCAGUGAUGAGGAAAGUACCAGUGCUGCCCUCUGUUCUAAGUGCCCUGGAGCUCAGCCUGAGAUCCAAACACAACCUUUACUUUACUGAGGCUGCUCUUCACCUGCUGCUGACAUUGGCUCGCACCCCACAGGGGGCUGCAGCAGUUGCUGGAGCUGGCAUAACUCAAACCAUCUGUCUACCUCUCCUCAGUGUGUAUGAAGUGUCCACUGUAUCCCAGAGUUUCUCACGCAAGUCCCAAGACUCUGCAUGCUGGCCCAGUGUCUAUCGUCUGUGCAUGUCCCUGAUGGAAAGUCUGCUCAAAACGCUCCGUUACACCUUCAUCAAUGAAGCCUUGGACUUUGUUGGAGUGCACCAAGAACGCAUACUACAGUGUCUGAAUGCAGUGCGGACAGUGCAGAGCUUGGCUUGUUUAGACGAGGCAGACCACACUGUUGGCUUCUUGCUUCAACUUUCAAACUUCUGUAAGGAGUGGCAGUUUCACUUGCCCAAACUUCUUAGUGACAUACAGACAAAUCUGUGCUACCUGUGUCAGACAUGCACAUACCUGCUCCACAGCAAGAAAAUGCUGCAUCACUACCUACAGGCAAAAAAUGGUGAGGCGUUACCCCCGGGUCCCCUCCCACGGACUAGCCGGCUGCCUCAGACCCCCUCAAAAGACACGCCCAAUGGAGGCGAGAGAGACGAGGUGGAACAGAAAGCCCUGUUGGCCGUUCAGUGCAGUCUCCUUAAGAUCCUCAGCAAGACAUUAGCAACACUGCAGCAUUUCACUCCAGACUGCUGCCAGAUCCUUCUAGAUCAGUGCAUGGACCUGGCAGAAUAUAGGAUCUUAUUUGUGCUCAGUUUCACUACUCCUGCAUUUGAUCCAGAUGUCCCUCCUUCCUUUGGGACUUUGCUGGCCACCAUUAAUGUUGCUUUGAGCAUUCUGAGUGAGAUGGACAAGAAGAAAGAACCAGCCUCUUUGAGUAUUGCGGCACUUGCUUCAUCAGAGGAGAUUCAAGCCCUAAAGUCAUUGCUUAUAUUCACGAUGGAGAACUGUUUCUAUGUGCUGAUCUCUCAGGCUGUUCGAUGUCUCAAAGACAGUUCUGUCCCUCCCAGAGACAAACAACGGCUCAAACAGGAACUCAGCUCUGAACUGAGUACUCUUCUAUCAAGCUUAUCGCGACACUUUCGUAGAGGUUCUCCCUCCUCUCCUGCCAGUGGUCUCCCUUUGAGUCAAACCAAAGCUGCCACUCCCAAAAGCAGUCACGAGGGACAGGAGCCUUUUAUCCAGCUGGUGCAAGCCUUUGUCAGACUUGUACAGAGAUAACUUAUGUCAGU